This is a messenger RNA of Pteronotus mesoamericanus, 1925 nucleotides long. It is a transcript of the gene WDR12, whose product is annotated as WD repeat domain 12. Gene Ontology annotation, biological process: maturation of 5.8S rRNA from tricistronic rRNA transcript (SSU-rRNA, 5.8S rRNA, LSU-rRNA); maturation of LSU-rRNA from tricistronic rRNA transcript (SSU-rRNA, 5.8S rRNA, LSU-rRNA); ribosome biogenesis. The transcript has 14 exons. Gene Ontology annotation, cellular component: PeBoW complex; preribosome, large subunit precursor. NCBI's taxonomy places the organism in Eukaryota, Metazoa, Chordata, Mammalia, Chiroptera, Mormoopidae. The record is from RefSeq and is a predicted model, not a curated record. Gene Ontology annotation, molecular function: protein binding. The coding region runs from base 237 to 1508 and encodes 423 amino acids.
UCUCGUGGAUUUAAAGCGUGAAGGUAGAGAGGAGAGCCCACGAGGAAUCUCGCUAGAGUGAGGUUCUGCUUCUGAGUAUUCGUGAUAAAAUGAAGCCCGAACGGCUUUAGUAAAUUAAAGCUGAAGACAGAGGAAAUAUAAUGAAUACGUGGCUGGAGUCGUCUUAAGGGACCGGAGCACGCGUUGUCUAUUACCCUGUACGUUUCUGUGGGCAAGUUUUGUGCCUACGUCCCGCGAUGGCUCAGCUCCAGACACGCUUCUUCACUGACAACAAGAAAUACGCAGUAGAUGAUGUUCCCUUCUCAAUCCCUGCAGCUUCUGAAAUUGCUGACCUUAGUAACAUUAUUAAUAAAUUGCUGGAGGCCAAAAAUGAGGUUCACAAGCAUGUGGAGUUUGACUUCCUUAUCAAAGGCCAGUUUCUGCGGAUGCCGUUGGUCAAACACAUGGAACUGGAAAACAUCUCAUCUGAAGAGGUUGUGGAACUAGAAUAUGUGGAGAAGUACACUGCACCUCAGCCAGAGCAAUGCAUGUUCCAUGAUGACUGGAUCAGUUCAAUCAAAGGGGCAGAGGAAUGGAUCUUGACUGGUUCUUAUGAUAAGACUUCUCGGAUCUGGUCCUUGGAAGGAAAGUCAAUAAUGACAAUUGUGGGACAUACAGAUGUUGUAAAAGAUGUGGCCUGGGUGAAAAAAGACAACUUGUCUUGCCUACUGUUGAGUGCCUCUAUGGAUCAGACUAUUCUCUUAUGGGAGUGGAAUGUAGAGAGAAACAAAGUGAAAGCACUACACUGCUGCAGAGGUCAUGCUGGAAGUGUGGAUUCUAUAGCUGUUGAUAGCACAGGAACUAAAUUUUGCAGUGGCUCCUGGGAUAAGAUGUUAAAGAUCUGGUCUACAGUCCCUACAGAUGAAGAAGAGGAAAUGAAGGAACCCACAAAUCGACCAAGAAAGAAACAGAAAACAGAGCAGUUGGGAUUAACAAGGACACCCAUAGUGACCCUCUCUGGCCACAAGGAAGCAAUUUCCUCAGUUCUGUGGUCAGAUGCUGAAGAAAUCUGCAGUGCAUCCUGGGACCACACAAUUAGAGUGUGGGAUGUUGAGUCUGGCAGUCUUAAGUCAACUUUGACAGGAAAUAAAGUAUUUAAUUGUAUCUCCUAUUCUCCACUGUGUAAACGUUUAGCAUCUGGAAGCACAGAUAGGCAUAUCAGACUGUGGGAUCCCCGAACUAAAGAUGGUUCUUUGGUGUCACUGUCCCUAACCUCACAUACAGGCUGGGUUACAGCAGUAAAGUGGUCUCCUACCCAUGAGCAGCAGCUGAUUUCAGGUUCUUUAGAUAACAUUGUCAAGCUGUGGGAUACAAGAAGUUGUAAGGCUCCUCUCUAUGAUUUGGCUGCUCAUGAAGACAAAGUUCUGAGUGUAGACUGGACAGACACAGGGUUACUUCUGAGUGGAGGAGCGGACAAUAAAUUGUAUUCCUACAGAUAUUCACCUACCACUUCCCAUGUUGGGGCAUGAAAGCGAAUGAUUAGCUUGACUACAGAGAUUCUUUCUGUAAAUACAGUCAAUAGAGAAUACUCAAAUUACAUCAAUGCAGAUCAUCCUUGAUAAUAGUUAUUACUGUAUUUUUCUUUAUUUUGUAUUUAUUAUAUAACAGUUUGCAUUUAUAAAACAUAAAAUGUGGCCUGCAUUCUCUACCGUAUGCAAACUCUUGAAAUUAAACUGAGUUUAUUUCUUUUUAAAGGUAUUGGUUUGAAUUAAGAUUUGCUUUUCAAAAGCUAUAAAAGCAUUUAUUAGAAGUAUAGUGCUUGUCCAGUUUUUUUAUUGCUGAUGGAGAAACUUUUUAAAGUUAGCUGGUUUAAAAAGGCAUCUAAAAACACUAAUGUAUUUUAAUAGAGAAAAAAUUAGAAAUACAAUUUUCUUUUGCUAAAAUAA